AUGGGCCAAACCUGGAGCGAAUGCCUCCCGCCACCGCCUACAUGGACAGCCGCAGAUGUCCCCGACCUUACAGGAAAGAUCGCCCUCGUCACAGGUGGGAACAGCGGCAUCGGGAAGGAAACUGUGCGCGCGCUUCUCGAGCACAACGCGACGGUAUACCUUGCUGCGCGGGACGAAACGAAGGCGAAGGGAGCGGUAGAUGAGCUGAAGGAAGCAACUUGCAAGGAGGCGAGGUUCCUGAAGCUCGACCUUGCGGACUUGAAGGCGGUCAAGGCAGCAGCGGAGGAGUUCUCGAGAAGAGAGUGUCGUCUGGAUAUUUUGUUCAAUAGCGCAGGCGUCAUGAUGUGUCCUGUAGAGCUGUGCACGGCGGAUGGCUAUGAUCUUCAAUUUGGUACCAAUGUUCUAGGACAUUUCUACCUCACCAGGCUUCUCCUACCCGCACUGUUGGCGUCAAGGAGGGAGACAGGCUCCCCGGCACGCGUAAUUACCACCUCCUCGAUUACACACCGCAUUGGACGCAUCGACUUUGCAACGCUUCGGGAUAGUCCGCGUCGGAGGCGAAAGUUCACGCAGACACUUUACUUCCAGAGUAAAUUGGGUGAUAUUCUCAUUGCUACGGAGCUUCAACGCCGGUACAGUGAACAGGGCCUGGUUUCCAUACCCGUCAACCCUGGGAACCUCGAUAGCGAUCUCUUUAGGCAUCUGCCACAGUGGGCAGUCAAGCUGUUCCGACCUGUUCUGUAUCCGCCGCCUAUGGGCGCGCUCACGCAGCUAUAUGCUGGCACAGCUCCGGAGGCGGAGAGCUUGGGUGGCAAGUAUCUCCAGCCGUGGGCGCGGCUUGGUAAGGCGCAAGCACUGGCUCACGACGAGCAGCUAGCACGUGAAGUAUGGGCAUGGUGCGAAGAGCAGGUUGAGAACCUCUGA
Messenger RNA from Schizophyllum commune H4-8, 924 nucleotides. Its product is annotated as NAD(P)-binding protein. The coding region runs from base 1 to 924 and encodes 307 amino acids. The record is from RefSeq and is a predicted model, not a curated record. The transcript has 7 exons. Lineage: Eukaryota; Fungi; Basidiomycota; Agaricomycetes; Agaricales; Schizophyllaceae.